GAGACUCAAAAGUUGAAUCAACACCACUAGUAUUUACACUCCAAGUAUCGAUGUCCAAUCAAAGGCUAAAGGGUAAGGUGGCUUUGAUCACCGGUGCAGCAAGCGGGAUUGGGGAGGCGGCGGCCAAGCUAUUUGCAGAGCACGGGGCUUUUGUGGUUGUUGCUGACGUCAAGGACGAGUUGGGUCAUGAAGUUGUGGCUUCCAUAGGGCAAGAGAGAGCUACGUAUGCACACUGCGACGUCCGAGACGAGAAGCAAGUGGAGGAAACAGUGGCCAUCACCUUGGACAAGUAUGGCAGACUCGACGUGUUGUUCAGUAAUGCCGGGGUCUUAGGACCUUUAAAUGGGAUCCUAGAUCUUGACAUGGCGGCCUUCGACAACAUCAUUGCCGUCAACGUAAGAGGCGUGGCGACCACCAUAAAGCACGCAGCACGAGCUAUGGUGGCCAGGAAGAUAAGGGGCUCCAUCAUUUGCACCGCCAGUGUGGCCGCGUCAGUGGGAGGCUCGGGGCCUCACGCCUACACCACGGCUAAGCACGCGGUGCUGGGUCUCGUCCGAUCGACAUGUAGUGAACUUGGAGCGCACGGGAUUAGGGUCAACUGUGUCUCCCCCUUUGGAGUUGCGACGCCUCUUGUCUGUGAUGCUUUCGAUCUGAAGCCUAGCGUAGUGGAAGCUAAUAGUGCAGCCAUAUCCAACUUGAAGGGGAUUGUAUUGAAGGCUGCCCACAUCGCAGAGGCUGCUCUGUUUCUUGCUUCCGAUGAAUCUGCUUUCAUGAGUGGGCAUGACUUGGUUGUUGAUGGAGGGUUCACCGUCAUUAGCCGCAGUUAUUACCACAACUAAACUCAAUGUUUGAUGCAUUUAACUGUAACUACCUUAGCCAUUACUGCUGCUACUGAUCUCUUUGUAGACUUGAAGAUGGUGGCUGCUGUGGUGGCUGCGGGCCGUUGGCGCUGGUCUCUCUGAGAGAAAGAGAGAAGGGAAGAAGAGGGGGUGGGAAGGAG
Macadamia integrifolia is the source of this 1000-nucleotide messenger RNA. RefSeq names its product short-chain dehydrogenase reductase 3b-like. The record is from RefSeq and is a predicted model, not a curated record. The coding region runs from base 51 to 839 and encodes 262 amino acids. The transcript has 2 exons. NCBI's taxonomy places the organism in Eukaryota, Viridiplantae, Streptophyta, Magnoliopsida, Proteales, Proteaceae.